AUGUCAGACAAGUUCUUUGGCGGGCCUUUCUUCUAUGAGAAUUCGAUCAUUAGUGGAGCACUACUGGUGACCGUUCUACUUCUCGGACUUGUUCCCGUUAUCUUCGAUGUGUCAUCACUAUUUCUUCUUAAUCCAUCCAUGAUGUUGGAGCAGAACCAAUGGUGGCGGCUAGUAACGGGGUUUCUUGUUACAACGAAUCCAGACAUCCUUUGUCUCCUGGUGUACCUUCUUUACGUUGGAAGGGCCUAUGAAGCGGCAAGUGGACGCUGGGCCUGCGCAAAUCUGCUUUUGAUAGCAGCUCUGGUAUCCUGCGGUAUAGCCUCUGCCCUCUGCUUCUGGAGCUACUAUAGGUCGUACUACAUUCCUCAAUAUGCUUUUGGGCUGGGGGCGGCAUUUGGAACAGCCUCGAUCUUGACUAACAAGGGUAAGUGGCAGGCCCCAGUGUUUUCAAAGCUCAUGAUUUACAAUAGCACAGGAACCUAUGUGGCACUUGUUAUGGCUUUCUUGAACAGAUUUGCCCUUGAGUCUGCCCUGUUCACUGCUGGUGGAAUGUUGGCCGGCUUUUUGGUCGCCAAAAAGGUUCCGCCAUUUUAUAUGUGCUGCAAGUGUUCUCAUAGAAGAACAGCUCACGAUGUUGAUGCUGCGACGAAUCUGGUGGAGACUACUACUGAAUCUAUACUUCAGUAG
This is a messenger RNA of Giardia duodenalis, 687 nucleotides long. RefSeq lists its product as uncharacterized. Bases 1 to 687 code for a protein of 228 amino acids. The transcript has a single exon. Gene Ontology annotation, molecular function: serine-type endopeptidase activity. NCBI's taxonomy places the organism in Eukaryota, Fornicata, Diplomonadida, Hexamitidae. The record is from RefSeq and is a predicted model, not a curated record.